Molecule: messenger RNA, 1347 nt
Organism: Aspergillus calidoustus
Lineage: Eukaryota; Fungi; Ascomycota; Eurotiomycetes; Eurotiales; Aspergillaceae
Source: the annotation of a GenBank genome assembly
AUGGAACAAACCGGAUGGUUUGAAUGCUCAAACGAACUGCUAAACCGAUUCCACCGCAACGUGCGCUGGUCCAUGAAGGGGAAUUUCAUUUCCAUACCGACCGACUGUCCUCAGCGGGAUGAGCGCCUUGGAUGGACGGGAGACGCGUAUACUUUUGGUCCAACCGCGAAUUAUCUAUAUGACACCGCGGGCUUCUGGCAAGGCUGGCAUAGAGACAUCUGGUCGGAAAUGCAGCGGAAUGGGACGAUGAUUCCACCUUCCUUCGUUCCAAUAGUCCCUAAUUACGAUUACUCUAUACCCGCAGCAAUCUGGGGUGACGUUGCCGUUGCCGGUCCUUGGAACAUCUACCAGGCUUUCGGAGAUCCCGGCAUGUUAGAGGUCCAGUUUCACCAGUCUCAGGCCUGGAUUGAUACGGGCAUACGCCGGAACGAGGUUGGACUUUGGAAUCGCAUCACCUUCCAGUACGGCGACUGGCUGGAUCCCAAAUCACCGCCGGAUAGUCCAGGAAACGCCACCACUGCAACACACCUUGUCGCCGAUGCCUACUUGAUACAUAACACCAAACUUCUGGCAAAUAUGGCUUCUAUUCUAGGCCGCCAUGUACUUGCCGGGAGAUACCAUGACGAAAGGGCCAGAUUGACGAGAGAAUUCCAGGCGGCGUGGAUGAUCAAUGGCGACAUGGCCAAUAGAACGCAAACGGCGUAUGCCCUCGCACUUCACUUUGGGCUCUACACCUACAACAAAGACCGCACAGCAGCCGCCAAAACCUUGCGCGGGAUUAUUGUAGAAAACGACUACCUUGUCGGCACUGGAUUUGCUGGCACUUCCUCUCUUGGAUUUGCCCUGCGGGGUAUCAACGCGACUGAUGACUUCUAUCGUAUGCUUCUCCAAACCCGUGUGCCCUCGUGGCUGUACCAAGUUAUUCAGAAUGCCACGACUACCUGGGAGCGAUGGGACAGUCUCCUGCCCGAUGGGAGCGUCAACCCGGGUGAAAUGACCAGCUUCAACCAUUAUUCGUUUGGCUCCGUAGCCAAUUGGAUUCACCAAGUCAUCGGGGGCAUCGCUCCGGCAAAGCCAGGAUGGAAGGCAGUCACGGUGUCACCGCUACCUGGUUGGAAUAUCACAAACGCCAAGACCAGGUUCCUCAGUCCGUAUGGAGAAGUCAGCACGGAAUGGUGGUUUGAAAACAAUCAAGUCGAGGCCGCGGCCCACCGCAACGGGUUCCAUUUGAUCGUGCAAAUACCCCCGAACACAAGGGCUAAUGUGACGAUGCCGAAUGGUGGACGGACAAUGGAGAUCGGCUCAGGCUACUAUGAGUUCCAUGAUCCUAAGUAUCUGUCCCCUUGA